AUGCCUGGUCCUUCCUUCCCGUACAUGGUUGUCCCCAGUAUGCCAGUGCCUAUUCCAGGAAACGGUUCUGCGUGGGAUAGUGCACAUCCCCCUCACCAAUUUAGUCGGACGCCUUCCAAAACUGAGAAUGAUCGCGACGAGACUCGAAGUGAAGAAAGCCGUGAAGAUGUGGAAGAACGCCAGGCCCCUAACGAAUGGAAUGGCCCUCCUACGCCCAUGGUUAUGCCUUCUGGACCCCAAGGCAUGCCAAUGCCUUAUAUGGUGCCUAUGCAGUCCAUAAUGCCGAUUCAUUUGGAUCCGCAAGGACGGCCUAUGUUCCCCGUCUAUGCCCCAUUUGGCAUGAGUCUCCCUACCAAUAUGAUGGCUAGUCACGACUCUUCUACUGUAUCUCAUCAACUUCGCAGUCAGACAGAAUACUACUUUUCUGAUGCUAACCUACAGUCUGACUAUUACCUGCGCCAAAAAAUGGAUAAAAGUGGUUAUGUUGAACUGCAGACUUUGCUCGAAUUCAAGCGUAUCGGUGCCAUACUUCACCAGAUGCCUAUGACCAAAGGGGAAAAUAACGAACCCCUAAAGGCCAAGAUGGUGGACAUGUUACGAUCCGCAUUGGAGUCCAGUCAACUUUUGGAGCUUGAUGAUGCCAAGACAAGUGUUCGACGCAAGGAAAGGUGGCAGACCUUUGUGAUUGGAAAAUAA
Malassezia pachydermatis is the source of this 696-nucleotide messenger RNA. RefSeq lists its product as hypothetical. Gene Ontology annotation, molecular function: RNA binding. Bases 1 to 696 code for a protein of 231 amino acids. The transcript has a single exon. The record is from RefSeq and is a predicted model, not a curated record. NCBI's taxonomy places the organism in Eukaryota, Fungi, Basidiomycota, Malasseziomycetes, Malasseziales, Malasseziaceae.